UUUCGUUUGAGGCCUUUUUCCAACACACAUACUCAACAUUGCGAGUGAUGUUGAGAAGUUAGUUUAUUUAAACAACUUGACCGUAGAAGACGUAAAAGACGGCGGUUAUUUGUCCACCCGGCUAGUUUUUUUUUCCCGAAUUAUAAGUGUCGAAUUUCAUCAAAUAAACUCAUAUUAAAUGCGUUUGUGACGGCUAUUUCAUAGACUUAUGUUCGAUUUGUUUAGCUUUACGGAAAUAGUUACUAGAUCAAAAUUGUAACUUUUUACACGAAUUUUUCAGUGGUACACUCUAGUAGAGUUGUGCACUCGAUAGUUAAAUUUAAAUAGACGAAAUACAUUUUUAUGUUUAAUUGAAUUGAAAUUUUAUAUUGAGAAAUCAUUGACCCUAAUAAUAACUUGAGGAAUAUAGUCCAUAGCAUCGAAAAGUAAAUAUAAAAAAAUUGUUUUAAAUAAAAGUUUUCGUCGAGUCAGUGAUAUUUGUUUUCGAGUAUAAAAAUUAAGUUUAAACGAAAAUAUUGUGAAUUUUCAACAUAGAAAAGAAAAACCUUACAUUCAACAAGUUAACGAUACAUUUAGUGAACAUAUCUAAUUGGAUUACCAUUAAAACACAUCGGACAUAUUUCACGGAUUUAUUGGGAUUAAACAAAUAAAUUUUCACAAAAAUUUUUUGUUGUUGACACGUUCGCCACAAUUUAAUCUAAAAAUGGAAAUGUUUCAAGCAAGUUUCUGCAGCUGGAGCUAGGAUGCAGCAUGCGAGCUUUUUGUACCGUAAGCGCACCCUUGGAGGUUUGCGCACCACCAUCGAGACCGUUGCUACCGGGAGCACGAUUUCUAGCAUUGAGAUUAUUAGGAAUACCACAGCCUCGCACUCUUUACUUCCUGGUCGAAGCAAAAAGUCGCGUUCGAGAGGUGUAUACUCAAACAUGUCUUCAUUUUGCCAAACAGGGAAUGUUGGACACCGAAUUGUUCGGUCUAGCAGUGUUAAUAGACGGGGAAUAUUUAUUUGCCGAUCCAGAAAGCAAACUGUCCAAAUACGGACCAAAAAGCUGGCGAUCAUCUCACACUCACGGUCUAGAUGCAAAUGGUCGUCCACUAUUAGAGCUACAUUUUCGUGUGCAGUUCUACAUAGAAAGCCCAUUAAUGCUGCGAGAUGAAACGUCCCGACACAACUACUACCUUCAACUAAAAGCCAACGCAAUUUGUCGAGAAUUUCCGAAAGAAUGUCCCGAACAAAUAUUAAUUUUACUCGGUGGUCUGGCACUGCAAGCGGACUUUGGAGAUUGUCCGGACGAUAUGAAUACCGAAUAUUUUCGACUGGAAGAUUACAUUCCGCACCAUAUGCGAUCGUCGUGGGGUUCAACGGCUCUCCAAUCUUGCCAUAGAGAGUACCGAGGCAUGUCUCGUGCUGACGCUGAAACGAAUUACAUUCGAGAAGCAUGUGUCUUGCAGGAAGCACUCAACGCACAUGUUUUCCGAAUGAAAUUGAGCAAAAAUGAAAUUGGUGCUGGUUCGGUUUGGUUUAUUGUGUACGCUAAAGGUAUUAAAGUUUAUGGCGAUGACUUUCAACCAACAACGUUCCUAUGGCCAAACAUCAGUAAGCUCAGCUUUGAGCGAAAAAAAUUUGAAAUUCGUUAUGGAGAUAAGAAAACCAUUUUAUAUUCAGCGAGUGAUGAUAAGAACAAAAAUUUGUUUUCAUUGUGCAAAGACACACAUCAAUUUUCGAUGAAAACCGCUACAAGACUCAGUGAAGCUAUCCGACGAGAGGAAGAAGAAAGUAGUUGCUUACACUCUUGCUACAUGUAUUCGAGAAGCCUCAAUCUACCUUACAAAAAUAAAGGAGAUCAACGAAUAUCAGUUAUAUCGAGCACAAGUUCGAAUACAACGUCGGGCAUAGUAAGUGACCGAGUUCAUUCCGAAGAUGAACUGGAAAUCAUGAUAAAUACACCACCCGCAGUACCGGUAGCAGCACCAUCAACGGAGAGUUUAGCUUUGGCUCAUCUUUUGGAUAAUCCAAGCGUUAGUCGACAAACAUCGUCGGUUGGGAAAGUUUCCCUUUGCGAAGUUCACGAAUCAGUCGCUGCGUUAUCAAUUCAUUCAAAUUCUCGUUCAACGACUAGUGAACCGUUGGUGGAACAUAAACACGACUGCGGUGUCAAAGAUCCUACGGACACAGACUCACCGAAAUCACAACACAAUAUUGGAUCCCAGUGCUCCUCCACCUGUAGUACAAUUGUUGUUACAUCGGAAUCUACCACACUUCCAUCAAUUCCAACAGAAUCAACCCAAACUCGACGAAGAAUAUCUGCCACGAGCAGCUUGGAACUAGGCUUUAGUCAUACGGCACAAAACUCAACACUAAGCGAAACGGUCAACACCUCAAUUGACCUGAACUAUGCUUCGAAUCAUGCAGAAGAGGAAGAAACCAUGUCUGGGGUAUAUACUCUCGCUCAUCAAGCACCAACGGAAACGAGUGGUGUGUACACAAUGAGUAAUAGUGAAUUAACCGGUCAGUCAUCGGAGAUCGCUGAAUCAGAAAGCCAUGAAAGCUCUUACUACGGAAGCUUUCAACCUAAAAGCGAUAUCGAUACUGAAUCGGAAGCAACGAGGGAUUCAGUGGAUGGAAAUUUCAGGAAACGAAUGGACAGCGAUGCUAGAGACUUUCGAAUGCGCUCAGAUUCGAAUGUAAGCACGUCCGGCUCAUUUCGAGGGGAUGGUAGUGAUCCUUCAGAUAAAAAGCAUGUGCUGCUAAGUGCUGAAGAAUUAACUGACCUGAUAGUGGGCCGUGGUACAUAUCCGUCGAGAAAAACCGUUAGUGAUACAUUAGAUUCAGAUUGUGAUUAUGUAACUUUGCCAUUGCCAUUGGAUGGUGAAAGUUACUUACAAGGCAAUCAGGAUACUGCUCCAACUGAAGACGAGUAUGAAGAUGAAUUGUUGCCAGCUAAUCCACCAAUACCACCAAUUCGAGUGGACAGCAAUUCCCACCGAUCGUUUCCUAUACUACCUCCGCCAUAUAAUGCUCGACACGAAACAACUGGAAUAUGUGGACCGCCUGUUAAACGCAAAGAUGAUUGUCCAGCCAUACCGUUACGUGAUCCUCCGCCAUAUCCACAACAACCGAAUCGAGUUCCACAACCGACGCCAACACAGCCACCAAGUGUAGUUUCAUCUGAAGAGGCAGCCGCUCGGUUUAUAACGACGCGACCACAGAUUAACAUUCUAAAGGCUCACACAAGUGUUAUCGGCGAGAAUCCGAAGCCAAGUUUUGCUGCACCAACCGUGGCUAAUGUUCAGCAGUCGCACAUGCCUAUACCGACAACCAUUGGCAUUCCAAUAGUUCCAUAUCACAACAUUCCAGUGCAACACAAAAAUAUUUCCUAUCCGUAUCCGGACGGAAAGCCAAAACCACCAAGAACGUGUGUCCUCUUGCCUGUUAUCAAACCGAGACAAUAUCUUCCACCUCCACCACCGACCUUGCCAAGACAACCGCCGCCUCCACCGCCACAUCAAUUAGCUACUGUUUAUUCCAGUCAAUUAGCUCGAUCGCAAAUAGAAUUGUAUCAACAGCAGCUGUAUAGUGACGUCGACUAUGUAAUUUACCCGUUGCAAGAUCCAGCAGUUAGUCAACAAGAAUAUCUGGAUGCGAAGCAAGGUUCCAUUUUGGCUGCAAUGGCACAAAAUCCUCCACCAGCUCCGUAUUUAGCUUAUCACACCGGAAGUCAUCAUGGAACGUGGGAUUCAUGCAAAGGUCACGCAAUCUACCGAAGUACACCAUACCUAUCGAUGGCCUAUUCGACACACUCUCGAUACGCGUCAACUCAAAAUCUGUCCGACACUUACGUACAAUUACCUGGAACAUAUUCUCCACUGUAUAGUCCUUCGGUCGCCAGUUUAUGUUCAUCAUACGAACCACCACCACCGCUUAGACCUCGACCAUUGCCACAUUCUGUAAUAUUUUCAAGAUCAAAAUCGGACGACAACAUUUUGAAAUCGGUUGAGACAGUUCCGAAAGUUCGGCGACUUCCACCACCGCCUCCACCGCCAUAUGAUUACAAAAAACCAGUGAAGCCAAGCAAUAUGAUGACUCCAUUAAAUAAGCCGCUACCGAUUCCGCCUGUUCCAUCCAAGCAAACCACGUUAUCGCAUCAACAAACUACCGCAGCUACAAUAGCUGAACUAACGCAAGCCUAUUACCGUUCCCAGAACAUAAACACUACACCAGUAUCACCCACCAAUCAGAAUUCCUCCUCGCCAACAACCACCCCCACAACAACAGCUCCGGCCAACACAAUUGACAUUAACAUACUCCGCGAAAAAAGUAAAAACAUGGAUCUACCAUUAAUAUCGGCAUUGUGUAACGACCGGUCACUGCUCAAACAAACUAAAGCAUUUGUGAUGCCCAAGCAUCCGCGAUUAACAAUCAACCAAUGUGACAUGUCUCCGAAACAUGGUAAGUACCCUGUGUCUGGACUGAGUACAACACAAUUGGCAAAGCCACGAAAGACAUCUAUCGGCCAUCGACACCCGAACGAUAAAUUGCCAGAUAUACCAAUGCAGACAGCUGAAGGAAAUAAUUAUGUUAUGGAUCCCACACCGACAGCCAUUAAACAUAAAAGCUACCAUUCACAGCCUAAUUUAUAGUUGGAUUAUUUAUGGUGUGACAAAUUGUGAAUUAUUUAUCGAAACUGAAUGGUCAGGACCAUUUUUGAGACGUUAAGUGUUGAGUGAUUUGAAUUUAAUUAGGAAGACGAUUUAUUGAAUUAUAGUUACAGUGCGCGGAAAUUGAUGAGAUUGAACAUUUUUCUCACUUUUGUGCGCGUGGUGAAGAGUUCAACUGUCGAAUUAUAAAUGAGCAUAAAAUAAGGUUAAUUUAUUCGAUCAACUGAAAUGAUAGUCAGACUUCCACUGACUACACGUAACUGUGCAUUUGAGAAUAAAUGUGAAACUGAACUUAUGCGAAUUAAAUUAGUUUUUUAGAACAACAAGAAAACUGUGUACAAACAAUUUCAAUUGUCUCAAAACAGAAUAAUAAACUGAUAGAUGUAAUGCGGACUAUUAGUUUAAAAAAAAGAAAAUGCAAAAAAGAAUUAUUAAUUUUUAAUUCGAUUACAAUUUAGGUAUUUAAGUAAAACCGUUACUCUUAAUUAUUAUUAUCAAUUGUUUAAUGUUUAGCACACGAAAAUAUUUUUUGUUUUUAUUUUAAUUUACUUUUAAGCUUUUAGUAAUUCGAGUAAACUAUUUUCUAAUUAAAAA
This is a messenger RNA of Bradysia coprophila, 5250 nucleotides long. It is a transcript of the gene ex, whose product is annotated as FERM domain containing expanded. Lineage: Eukaryota; Metazoa; Arthropoda; Insecta; Diptera; Sciaridae. Gene Ontology annotation, cellular component: cytoplasmic side of apical plasma membrane; cytoskeleton. Gene Ontology annotation, biological process: positive regulation of hippo signaling. The record is from RefSeq and is a predicted model, not a curated record.